GGACGCUAACAGCCGACUGAACUACCGUCUCAACCCAUUGCUGGAACUUUGGAGGGGUCACUCGAUCACCGAUUCUGGAGUAGGCAUUGCAGACUACUCCUAAGAUGCUUGUUGAUUCGUUCCUAUCGUUAGGGCGAAUAUCGUGAGGGCACUUGGGCAAAUAAUCAUAUAUAGGUAGGCCUUCUCCUCGAGGUAAGUGGUUUAUUUCCAUCAUCAACAACAUCUUCUUCAUAUUCAUCCUUCCAUCUCAUCCUCCUUUGAUACUAUCAUUCAAAAACUCCAUCCACAUCUUCUUCAAUCAACAGCAACAACAUGUCGACCCAACAAGAAACCACCGGUACUUCCAAGGGAUUCGAGAGAUUCGACCCAACUUUCACCACCAAUGUCAUCAAGUCUAUCGGUCCCAAGACCGACGCUCGAUCGAGACAAUUGAUGGGCUCUCUCAUCCAACACAUCCAUGACUUCGCAAGAGAGAACGAACUCACAAUCGACGAGUGGUUGACCGGUGUCAACUUCGUCAACACUAUCGGACAAAUCAGCACCCCCACCAGAAAUGAAGGUCACAGAAUUUCCGAUGUUCUCGGACUCGAAUCUGUCGUCGAUGAAAUUGCACACUACAUCAUGACCGAGUCUGGCGAGACCCCCACAUCUUCCUCAAUUCUCGGUCCUUUCUGGAGCCCCAACGCCCCAUUCAGACCACUUGGCGGUAGCAUCAUCCAGGACCCAGUACCUGCAGGCGGACAGACUACUUUGAUGCACGGAACCGUUACCGAUUUGGUCACUAAGAAGCCAAUUCCAAACGCAGUCGUUGACAUCUGGCAAGCAUCUGCCAACGGAAAAUACGAUUUCCAAGACCCUGAGAACCAAACCGAUAACAACUUGAGAGGAAAGUUCAGAACCGAUGAGAACGGACAAUAUCACUUCUACUGUCUUCACCCAACUGCCUACUCUCUGCCCACCGAUGGACCAGCCGGUGUUCUCUUGAAAUUGCUUGAUCGUCACCCAAUGAGACCUGCUCACAUUCACUUGAUGAUCUCAAACGAAAACUACAAGCCAGUCACAACUCAAAUUUACCCAAACACCGAUCCAUACCUCAUCACCGACACUGUCUUUGCUGUCAAGCCAGAUCUUGUCGUUGACUUCAAGCCCCGCAAGGAUGACCCUAAGGCAGAAUUGGACCUUGAAUACAACAUCAUCUUGGCACCAAAGGAUUUGAAGAUGUAAACGGUGAAUUUUGGAUUGAAGGGAUGAAUUAAAAUGCUGGAUCAUAGAUGGAAUGAAUAAUUCCACAUGGGACUGGGCGUGGUGUUUUUGUAUAUAGCUCUGGGUUAUCGGCGUUUUAUAUGUUUAUGACUUUAUAUGUUCGAAAUGAGAAAUCCUCUUUCA
Messenger RNA from Botrytis cinerea B05.10, 1386 nucleotides. RefSeq lists its product as hypothetical. The record is from RefSeq and is a predicted model, not a curated record. Gene Ontology annotation, molecular function: ferric iron binding; catechol 1,2-dioxygenase activity. Gene Ontology annotation, biological process: catechol-containing compound metabolic process. The transcript is spliced from 3 exons. The coding region runs from base 313 to 1224 and encodes 303 amino acids. Lineage: Eukaryota; Fungi; Ascomycota; Leotiomycetes; Helotiales; Sclerotiniaceae.